GGCAUACCUAUAUACAUACACACACACAUUGAGCAGCUAGCUUGUCUCGAAGGUGUACAACAUAUAUAAAGCUAGCGUACAUUGGUUUAUAAAUUAGAUUGUGAGAGAGAGAGAGAAUGGAGAAGCUUACGAGUGUUGUGGUUAUAUUUUUUGGCGUUGUUGCUGUGGUGUUUUUACAAUGCGUAACAGCACAAACGGUACAUGUGGUGGGAGAUAGCAUUGGUUGGACCGUACCAACAGGUGGUGCUUCCGCAUAUCAAACUUGGGCGGCCAGUAAGCAGUUUGUGGUUGGUGAUAUCCUAUCGUUCAACUUCAUUACAAAUGAGCACGAUAUUCUUCAAGUGCCGAAAGAAUCCUAUGACAGUUGCAGUUCAUCUAAUCCCAUCGGCGACACCAUCACCACUGGUCCUGUCAACAUAACUCUGUCCACUGCUGGCACCCACUACUACAUCUGCAGUCUCGGUCGGCAUUGCCUUUCAGGCCAGAAGUUAUCUAUUACCGUCUCGAGCUCUCCAAGCGGUGUCCCACCUACGAGUAUGAGUACUCCACCUUCCACCCCAACAACUCCUGCCACACCAUCUCCGACAUCAGGGAGCCCUGCUGAUUGCGCUCCAACUCCUGCAUCAUCCCCGACUACAACUCCAGGGACAAUUUCACCACCUGAUUCUUCAUCGUCUGGUGUCUUUGCUAAUUUAUUUAUUUCCUUCUUGUCCAUUGCCAUGGGCUUCCUUUUCUAAGGAAUAAGAGUGGAAUUUAGAGUCGAUAAUACACUAUAUGUACUGUGAUGUUAGAAUUUUAUUUGCUU
Molecule: messenger RNA, 805 nt
Organism: Juglans microcarpa x Juglans regia
Lineage: Eukaryota; Viridiplantae; Streptophyta; Magnoliopsida; Fagales; Juglandaceae
Product: cucumber peeling cupredoxin-like
Exons: 2
Coding region: 117-737 (206 amino acids)
Cellular component (GO): plasma membrane
Molecular function (GO): electron transfer activity
Source: RefSeq, a predicted model, not a curated record